CCCGGGUCGGGCCGGGCCAGGUCCUCCUCCGGGUUCGUGCCUGCGCGGUCUGCCGGACCGACCUCCACAUCCUGGGACGGGGAGCUCCCGGAGGCCAAGUUGCCCCUGGUUCCCGGACAUCAGAUCGUGGGAACGGUGGCCGGCUGCGGUCGAAGAGUCAGCCGACUGAGUCAGGGAGACCGGGUGGGAGUCCCCUGGUUGGGCUGGACCUGCAACCGGUGCGGCUACUGCAGGUCCUCCAGAGAGAAUCUGUGCGAUCGCGCCCGGUUCACGGGGUAUCAUAGGGACGGAGGCUACGCCGAGUUCGCGGUCGCUGACGAGCGCUACUGUUUCCCGAUCCCACCGGACUAUCCCGAUCUUCAGGCGGCCCCGCUGUUGUGCGCCGGCCUGAUCGGCUUCCGGUCCUUGAAGAUGACCGGCGAGGCUCAACGCGUCGGCUUUUACGGGUUCGGCUCGGCAGCCCAUAUUCUGGUUCAGGCGGCUCUCCAUGAGGGUCGGCAGGUCUAUGCCUUCACCCGGGCCGGGGAUAGAGCCGGCCAGCAGUUUGCCCUCCGUUCAGGGGCGGCGUGGGCCGGUGAAUCGGGUCAGCGGCCUCCGGUGCCGCUGGAUGCGGCCAUUAUCUUCGCACCCGCCGGCGAGUUGGUCCCGGAAGCUCUGAAGGCGGUGGCCAAAGGGGGCUCGGUGAUCUGCGCCGGUAUCCAUAUGAGCGAUAUUCCGGCCUUUCCCCUACUCGAUUCUCUGGGGAGAGCGGGUGGUGCGCUCGGUCGCCAAUCUCACCCGGCGCGAUGGCGAGGAGUUUCUGGGGUUGGCGGGCCGAAUCGCCAUCGGGACUCAAGUCAGUCCCUUUGCGCUGACCGCCGCCAACCAGGCCCUGUCGGCGCUACGGUCGGGAAAUGUUCAGGGAGCAGCCGUUCUGGUGGUCGAUUGAUCUGA
This is a messenger RNA of Geodia barretti, 933 nucleotides long. The record is from the annotation of a GenBank genome assembly. Lineage: Eukaryota; Metazoa; Porifera; Demospongiae; Tetractinellida; Geodiidae.